This is a messenger RNA of Thalassophryne amazonica, 3298 nucleotides long. Its product is annotated as probable G-protein coupled receptor 21. Gene Ontology annotation, biological process: G protein-coupled receptor signaling pathway. The record is from RefSeq and is a predicted model, not a curated record. The transcript has a single exon. Gene Ontology annotation, cellular component: membrane. Lineage: Eukaryota; Metazoa; Chordata; Actinopteri; Batrachoidiformes; Batrachoididae. Bases 1139 to 2380 code for a protein of 413 amino acids. Gene Ontology annotation, molecular function: G protein-coupled receptor activity.
AAGACAUUUGUUGUUCGGAAAUCAUUCUUACAACACUUGAAAUAAGAGUGAGUGUUACGGAAUUUUAAAGCAUGAGAUGGCAUGGUUCAGCCUUGUGUGCUCAUGAGCAACACUGGCACAGAAAAACUGGGAGGGGUAAUGGGGCGGUAGAAGGAGGCAGCCUCGUGCCCUUGCCGUUGAUCAUUGGUUGCAUUCACAGGGAUGGGGAGGGGCCUCUGUGUCACUGUUUCUGGAGACUGGGAGACAGAGAGAGUGAGCGAGACGGCAAAGAAGGAUAAAUGCGUCCGGGGUUCUCCCACCAUCUGUGUCUGCCUGCGCCUACCUCAUUUCCAUUCCAGACAUUGUUCCUGCUCUUCAGGAUAGACCUAACAGCUGAGUUGUGUUUCUGUGCAAGCACGUGCAUUCCGACACAGCGCUGACUCUGGCAACCCUGCUCAUCCUCUCCUCACCUCUCUACUGCAAAACUACAGCGACGGACCAGACGGAAACAAGAGCAGGAAAACAGAGGAGUGCUGAAAGGAGCAGCAAGAAAAGAAGAGGAAUGAAAAAGGAAGUGAGAGAGGUGGAAUAAGACAGCAGAAUGAAAAUGACAAAUUGACUUUAAAGCUGCCUUCUGUCUGCUGUGUUACCCCUUGUCUUUCAACUGGAACCUGUGUAGACUCUGUGGACUUUACAGAGCGAACGUCUUUGAUCUGGGCUGUCUGUAGCUGUGGCAUGUUGGAGACGUCUCUGACAUUGUAUGGAGGAAAUGCAUUUCAAGCCCAGAUCACAACUGAAUUCCUUUCAACAAAGGCAUUCACAUUUCUGACUCUUGUCGCUUACACGGGGAAACAAAUGCACCCAUUUGUUUUUGUGUGCUCAUCAGUUUUUAAGUCUGCAUACCUUCAACGUUUUAUACGUUUGUUUGAGCCUGUAAUUUUUUGCACUAAAGAUUAACUCCAGGAGGCAUGCUUCUGUUUUUGUGCUCUCUAUGUAUUUUGCAUUUGGAAUGACAGACGGUGACUUUAUGAACAUGGAAUCAACUAUGGAGCUUUUGAUUUUGACUGAAAUCCUACAGCUAGGCUCAGAAGCUACCAACUACUUGACAGACUAGUCUUUGUCCCGUGAAGGAGUUUUCAUACGUACAUUCCUACUCAAGAUGGUGAAUUCCUCCCUGGUUCUAUUGAACCAGAGCUCUGAUCUGCACCCAUCAAAUGUCUCCGCUCCUUUCUGCUUGCUUCAGAUCGGCAGCUCCCAGAUUUUCAAUACUUGCCUCUUAGAAGUCUCCAUCAUACUUCUUCUUACUGUUCUUAUUAUUUCUGGCAACCUGGUGGUGAUUUUUGUCUUUCACUGCGCACCCUUGCUAAGCCAACACACUACGAGUGCUUUCAUCCAGACUAUGGCUUAUGCUGAUCUGUUGGUGGGGUUUAGCUGCUUGAUCCCGUCUUUGUCUCUCCUACAUCACCUCCAGAGCCUCAACCCCAAACUCACCUGCCAGGUGUUCGGGUAUAUGGUAUCCGUUUUGAAGUCUGUUUCAAUGGUAUCUUUAGCAUGUGUAAGUGUGGACCGCUACAUUGCCAUCACGCGACCUCUGACCUACACAACUUUAGUAACACCUUGUCGUGUGCGCUGCUGCAUUGUCGUGAUAUGGCUGUAUUCAGCACUGAUGUUUUUACCAUCUUUUCUUGGGUGGGGAAAGCCUGGUUACCAUGGUGAUGUGGUGGAGUGGUGCGCAAUUGAGUGGAAGACGCGUCCAACGUUCACAGCAUUUAUUGUUGCACUGCUCUAUGCCCCAGCUGCUCUAACUGUCUGCUUCACCUACGCCAACAUCUUCAAGAUCUGCAGACAGCACACCAGGGAAAUUAGCGAGCGCCAUGCACGUUAUCGGCCCCAACAGUUGCAGGGACCAGGAAUGACAGUGGUAUCGACAGGCAAGAAUACCAUUUGGGGGGAGAAAAGUCACUUGCCACACAUGUCCCAGCAACAAAAACUACUGAACCACAAGCAAUAUCAGCAGCCCCCAGCCACAUAUCCAGACAAACGGUAUGCUAUGGUGUUGUUCCCUAUCACCAGCGUGUUUUAUAUUCUCUGGUUACCCUACAUUCUGUACUUUUUGUUGGAGAGUGGAGGGUUAUAUCGUAACCCUGCAGCAUCAUUCCUUACCACAUGGCUGGCCAUCAGCAACAGCUUCUGUAACUGUCUGAUCUACAGCCUCUCCAAUUCUGCUUUCAGAAAGGGUUUCAAGCGCCUUUGCUCCCUCUGUCUACAGCGCAGCAGUGGUGGCUUUGGGGUUAGGAGCACCAAAAAAACUUUCAUUGGGUCUGUUGAAAGGGAAUGUGGCGGGUCUGUGUAUGGAUAUGGUCAUAGGGAAAUAAAAUUUGGAAUGACAUGCCAUGUUUAAUGCAAGCCAAGAACUUGAAAAUUGUCAUGAAAAUUAAAAAAAAAUGUGCUAUGGUGUGGAAGGAAGGUAGAUAUGCCACUACUGUUUCUGAUGGGUCUAUAAGUUACCAAGUUACCACACAGUUACCACCUCUAUUGCACAUGGUUUAGCAGGAACUCGGAGGGAAUCGAGAGCAAACUAAUGGAGCAUUAAAUGAGCCUAAAUAACCUGUAAAGGUGUUUGAAAAUAUUCAAGGAAAGCUGGAGUAUUGAAUAAAGUGAGGAAUUAUGAAGAAAAGUUGUGUAAUGGUGAAUAUGUCAAGAGGAUAAACUCUGUUUUUUAAACAGGAAUCAAGUCUUUAAAUUAUUUAGCCAAAAAAGCAGAAUGUAAGCGCAUUGACAUGAAGAAAAACCUAUGAAAUUGAAGUUUUGUGAAAUGUGUUUUUUGUUUUGCAAACCAGUAUAAACGAAAGAGAGGGGAAAAAAAGUAGAAAAAUCCAACUAAAAUGGUUAAUUGCUUAAUUUUGGUGAAGUGGUGGAGUCAACCAUAGCAAUCUCCUUAAAUGUGUUGUGUGAUGUUUACGCCCUGUGUUUAAAAACUAAAAGUGAAGCAACCGUGUAUAUUUGUAUUUGUCUGUGUUGUUAGUAUAUUAAGCGAUUGUGCUUGUUCAAGAGACACUUUGAGUAAAAUUCAGAAUGUGUAGCCCUCAUGCAAAUGUAAUUUUAGUGUGUUUACAUUGACCGUACCAAAUGUGGUUUGUCUGUAUUAAGACAGCUAUUGAUGAUGUAUUAAGUUUUGAUUAUUUAUUGAGUCAUGUCAGUGAAUAUGACAGAAAACUUGUACCUUGAACUACUAAGUAGUACAUUUACAUGUGAACGUGUUUGUAGUAUGUGCCAUUAGAUGCUACCUUUGGUGUACGACUGUUAACAGUAAAAAAAA